CAACCAUUCAUCUUAAUUCACGUAUGAAUGUGUCAAAUGGUGUUGCUUCUUCCAUGCCAAGUCUUCCAUAUUCUUUCUUAAUUUCCUAUAUAUAUACCCCUCUUAUUUCUAUAGACACCUAUAUAAUCUUUUCAAGUUUCUUCUUCUACCUUCUUUUGAUUGUUGCAAAAAUUCAAGAAAGAAAUUAUGGCUGAAGAUAAAGUUUAUGAAAGAACUUUGGAAGAAACACCAACUUGGGCUGUUGCAGUUGUGUGUUUUGUGUUGCUUGCUAUUUCAAUCGUAAUUGAACAUAUUAUUCAUGCUAUUGGCAAGUGGUUCAAGAAGAAAAACAAAAAUGCUCUUUAUGAAGCAUUGGAAAAAGUCAAAGGAGAGCUUAUGUUGAUGGGAUUUAUAUCCUUGCUCCUAACUGUGUUCCAAGAUUAUAUUUCCAAAAUAUGCAUAUCAGAAAAAGUUGGAUCAACUUGGCAUCCUUGUUCCACUCCAAAAACAAAAACUGCAUCUAAUGAUGAAAAUUCUGAGAGUGAAAACCAUGAUAGAAAACUCUUGGAAUAUUUUGAUCCUAACCCUAGGCGAAUUCUUGCUACAAAAGGAUAUGAUCAAUGUGCUGAUAAGGGUAAAGUUGCUUUGGUUUCUGCAUAUGGAAUUCAUGAACUCCAUAUAUUCAUUUUUGUGCUGGCAAUAUUUCAUAUUCUACAAUGUAUAAUAACACUAGCUUUGGGAAGAUUCAAGAUGAGGAGGUGGAAGAAAUGGGAGGAUGAAACAAGAACCGUUGAAUAUCAAUUCUAUAAUGAUCCUGAGAGGUUUAGGUUUGCAAGGGACACAACAUUUGGAAGAAGACACUUGAGCAUGUGGACCAAGUCACCCAUUUCAUUAUGGAUUGUUUGCUUCUUCAGACAAUUCUUUGGAUCUAUUAGUAGAGUUGAUUAUUUGGCACUAAGGCAUGGAUUUAUCAUGGCACAUCUUGCCCCAGGAAAUGACGCAGAAUUUGAUUUCCAAAAGUAUAUUAGUAGAUCACUUGAAAAGGAUUUUAAAGUUGUAGUGGGAAUAAGCCCAACUAUCUGGUUCUUUGCAGUGCUAUUCCUUCUUACAAAUACUCAUGGGUGGUAUUCUUCUUAUUGGCUUCCAUUUCUCCCACUAAUUAUAAUAUUAUUAGUAGGAGCUAAGCUACAAAUGAUCAUAACAAAGAUGGGACUAAGGAUUCAAGAUAGAGGAGAAGUAAUCAAGGGUGCACCUGUGGUUGAGCCAGGAGAUCACCUUUUUUGGUUCAAUAGUCCCAACCUUCUUCUCUUUAUAAUUCAUCUUGUUCUCUUUCAGAAUGCCUUUCAACUUGCAUUUUUUUCUUGGAGUACAUAUGAAUUCUCUAUAAAUUCUUGCUUCCACAGAACAACUGCAGAUAAUGUCAUUAGAGUCUCAGUAGGGAUUUUAAUACAAUUUCUAUGUAGCUAUGUCACUUUGCCUCUUUAUGCUCUAGUCACACAGAUGGGUUCAACCAUGAAACCAACCAUUUUUAAUGAAAGAUUGGCAACAGCACUCAAGAAAUGGCACCACACAGCCAAAAAGCAAGUCAAACACAACAAACAUUCGAACAACACAACACCGUACUCAAGCAGACAAUCAACCCCAACACAUGGCAUGUCACCUGUUCAUCUUCUACAUAGACAAACUUUUGGCAACAGUGACAGUUUACAAACUUCUCCAAGGACUUCUAACUAUGAAAAUGAGCAAUGGGAUGUUGAAGGAGGAGGAUCAACUUCACCAAGAAACAACCAAACAGUAGCAUCUGAGAUUGAGAUACCAAUUGUCGAGUCAUUUUCGACAACUGAAUUGCCGGUUAGCGUUAGACAUGAAAUCGGCACAACUUCAAGUUCAAAAGAUUUUUCUUUCGAGAAGCGACACAUCGGUAGCAAUUAAAUUUGUAGAUAUUGUUGCUAACCAGUUCAAUGUACAGCUUCAAUGCCAAUUAAGUACAUUCUUGCAGCUGAAGAUAAAGGAAUUUCUUUGAAGAAUGGAGGGUAAUUUUGUUGAGGAAGCAUGAUUUGUGGAUGGAUUUAAUCAUGAGUUUGUGAAAAUGUAAAUCAAUAUAUUUUGUGAAGUCUGCUUCAUGUGCAAAUGAUUUGUGGAUGUAUUUGAUAAACUAACCAAGCACAAAGGGUUAACUAUUUUCCUUCCUUGAAUUAUGUGUGAAAUAUAUUUCACUGCUAUCAA
Medicago truncatula (barrel medic) is the source of this 2205-nucleotide messenger RNA. RefSeq names its product MLO-like protein 6. The transcript is spliced from 15 exons. Bases 187 to 1911 code for a protein of 574 amino acids. The record is from RefSeq and is a predicted model, not a curated record. NCBI's taxonomy places the organism in Eukaryota, Viridiplantae, Streptophyta, Magnoliopsida, Fabales, Fabaceae. Gene Ontology annotation, cellular component: membrane. Gene Ontology annotation, biological process: defense response.